AUGACUUCGUUCAUUGCAAUGACAAUCUUACCGACUAAUUCAACCGACUUAAAUGAUGACUCAUCGAAUAAAACUUCAAUUUACGGUUCAAUAGAACACUUCCUUUCGUUACGAUACGAUUUAUCCAACAAAAAGAUACGAUCAAAACGAGUGAAAUCUUUUUAUCAACGUCAAAAUGCUAUUAUUGACAAAUAUGUCGAUGUUCUUAACAAUAACGAGCAAGGUAUCGAUCAAACAACUAUUAAACUUAAAAAACAUGUGCAAAUUCUUACCGUUCUUUCAUUGGCUAUUAAUAUCUCUUUAUUUCUUAUUAAAAUUUUGGCUUCAAUUCUAUCGAAUUCCUUAUCAAUUAUUUCAAGUGCAAUCGAUUCAGCAGUUGAUAUUGUUUCAAGUGUAAUUCUAUUUUGGACAGCACGUGCUAUAAGACAUCGAAAUCAGUAUCGAUAUCCGGCUGGACGAACUCGGAUUGAGCCUAUUGCUAUUUUAAUACUUUCCGUUCUAAUGUCUUCAGCAUCAAUACAAGUAAUCUCGGAAGCUGCCAAACGUUUGCUUGUUUAUAUUCGAUAUAUGACAAAUCAUUCGAAUGAAAUGCCUGAAGUUACUAUGAAUAUUAAACAACCCAUUCCGAUCAUUGUUAUGUGUUUGACUAUCGUACUGAAAAUCAUCUUGUAUUUUUCCUGUCGGCAUGUGCCUGUCGACACAAUUAAAGCCUUGGCACAAGAUCAUCGUAAUGAUGUAUUAUCAAAUAUUGUAGCACUUAUUUCUGGCCUUUUGGCUGGUCAAGCGGCCUUACGACAAAUCGAUAUACGUUUUAUUGUAAUAGAUCCAAUCGGAGCUAUUGUCAUUUCUAUUUAUAUUAUCAUUUCAUGGGUUCUUCAAGCUGCUGGUAAACUAUUAGAAUAUUCAUUAGAAUUUGCCAAUCUUUUACUCUAUCUAGUACAUAUUCGUAAUUUAACCGGUGUUACUGCUGAUCCAGAUUUCCUUAACUUAAUAACAUGGAUUGUAAUUAAUUUUUCACCACAUCUUACUAAAAUCGAUACGGUGAAAGCAUUCCAUUUCGGUACUGAUCUUCAUGUUGAAGUCGAUAUUGGCUUGCCAGGUGAUAUGCGAAUUCAACAAGCACAUGAUAUCGGUGCCAAUUUACAAAGAAAACUUGAAUCAUUAUCCGAGAUUGAACGUGCUUUUGUUCACAUCGAUUAUGAAUUCAAUCACAAAGCUGAUGAGCAUAAACAAAUCUAA
Rotaria socialis is the source of this 1239-nucleotide messenger RNA. The record is from the annotation of a GenBank genome assembly. Lineage: Eukaryota; Metazoa; Rotifera; Eurotatoria; Philodinida; Philodinidae.